Molecule: messenger RNA, 2636 nt
Organism: Onychomys torridus (southern grasshopper mouse)
Lineage: Eukaryota; Metazoa; Chordata; Mammalia; Rodentia; Cricetidae
Gene: Ppt2
Product: palmitoyl-protein thioesterase 2
Exons: 9
Coding region: 1059-1967 (302 amino acids)
Cellular component (GO): lysosome
Molecular function (GO): palmitoyl hydrolase activity; thiolester hydrolase activity
Source: RefSeq, a predicted model, not a curated record
AGACAGAACCGGGUGUGAGAGAGAAUGGUACAAAGCUGGGAACCAAGAGAGCCUGAAAAGUCCCCCAGGUACGUGCAGCCUGGGUGGGCCUGCCCUCCCGCCUGUGAGGUAGGAAGUCAGGUCUGUAAUUUGAAGCUGGCUGAGGAAACAGAAAGUGCCUGUGGGGAUACACAGGUACAUUCUUCCUCCAGGGUUAAGGAGCUGAAGUGCUUUAGCAGAGGGAAGCACGAUGUAAUUGCUUAUCUGUGACAAGCAGGUUUGAAAAAGCGUGCUUGUGGGGGCUGAAGAGAUCUUGGGCCGGUCAGCAUUCUAUCCAUUCCCUACAGCACCCCCUGCCCUCCUCUCCUCCCGCCCCAAGAUGCUGAUCCUCCUCCGGAGUCAACCGAGACUCAGUGGUGACUUCAAGUCUUUUAUUUGCUUUUUGUGUCUUGGAAGGGCGUGGGUGGGGAGGUAGGGUGAGGAUAGGCGGUCUAUAGAGAUUACACCAGUUGGGCCUUUUGCAGAAACCUAGCAGGAGAAUCAGAAAUGCACCCCCCCCCCCUUUUAGCAUUUCUCAACCCUCGCCUGAGGCAGUUGCCCUAGGACAGAACCCUUCCAGGCCGAGCAGUCCCAGACACGUCUUGAGCCGGUCCCAGGUCUUAGAAAAUUUUACAUCACGGCCUCAUACCGGUGGUUCUGGUUUUUCAAGCGUGGAUGGAUCAGAGAGAACCCCGGACCCAUCCCUCCCACACCGUCUUCACUAUAUGCUCUGGUUUUUAUUGAGAGUCAGGUUUAGACUGAGCAAAAACCCUGAGUACAGGCAGAGGCUCAGGCAUGCUCAGAAAUCCUGGAAACUUAUUUAACUGUUAAGUAAAAGCCCUGACGGGUAAAGGCCAUCCCGGGGCACUCGGGGUGCGCGCAGGGGUCACGGGUAGGCCGAGUGGUGCCAGCGCGCCCGCAGCGCGGAAGUCUGGCAGCAGUAACAGGGUCGGUAUCGCCAGCAGCCUGCAGGGACCUGAGGAGCAGAUUGUUGGGGUCACUCAGAGUUGAAAGACUGGUGGCAAUCCGGAGGUGGGAGCAUGCCAGGGCUGUGGGGGCAGAGGCUUCCUUCGGCGUGGGCUUUGCUCCUUCUGCCCUUCUUGCGACUGCUGAUGCCGGCAGCCUCCGCACCCCACGGCGGGUCCUACAAGCCGGUGAUCGUGGUGCACGGGCUCUUUGACAGUUCAUACAGCUUCCGCCACCUGCUGGACUACAUCAACGAGACACACCCCGGGACUGUGGUGACAGUGCUUGAUCUCUUCGAUGGCAGAGAGAGCUUGCGGCCCUUGUGGGAACAGGUGCAAGGGUUCCGAGAGGCUGUGGCCCCCAUCAUGGAAAAGGCCCCUGAAGGGGUGCAUCUCAUCUGCUACUCCCAGGGGGGCCUCGUGUGCCGAGCUUUGCUGUGCGUCAUGGAUGAGCACAAUGUGGAUUCUUUCAUCUCCCUCUCUUCUCCACAGAUGGGACAGUAUGGAGACACAGACUAUCUGAAGUGGCUGUUUCCUACAUCAAUGCGGUCUAACCUCUAUCGGGUCUGCUAUAGUCCUUGGGGCCAAGAAUUUUCCAUCUGCAACUACUGGCAUGAUCCUCACCAUGACGACUUGUACCUCAAUGCCAGCAGCUUCCUGGCCCUCAUCAAUGGGGAAAGAGACCAUCCCAAUGCCACUGCGUGGCGGAAGAACUUUCUCCGAGUGGGCCGCCUGGUGCUGAUUGGGGGUCCUGACGACGGAGUCAUCACUCCCUGGCAAUCUAGCUUCUUUGGUUUCUAUGACGCCAAUGAGACGGUCCUGGAGAUGGAGGAGCAGCCGGUUUAUCUGCGAGACUCCUUUGGGUUGAAGUCUCUCUUGGCCCGGGGGGCCAUAGUGAGGUGCCCGGUGGCUGGGAUCUCUCAUACCACCUGGCACUCCAAUCGCACUCUCUAUGAUAAUUGCAUUGAACCAUGGCUCUCCUGAAGAUGUCCUCAGGGAUUCCCCAGCCCAGAGACCAAGUGGUGGCCUUGGGAAGCAGAUGCCAGGCUCUGGCACGCCUGUGACCGCCUCAUCGCUCCCACACUGCCCCACCCACCCCACCAGGGCUCCCUGAAUCCUCCCCUCUGCUCCUCUGUGAAUGACAGGUCCUGGUCCCCUACCUCAUGUCCUCACUUGGGGACGGCCCCAUGCGCUCCCUUUCUCCCAGGGCUGAGGUUGGGAUGUGAGCACCAGGUUUCUAACUGGCUUCACUGUUCACUGCUGCUCCUCCUCCGGGUCUGGCUGUACCGGAGGAGAACCCAGCCCCUGCCCAUCACAGGGGUCUCCUUCCAGGCCACUCAGGACAUUUUUAGCUUCUCUUAUCCCCAUGUUCCCUUUUUCUCAACUUCCCUGUCGCCAGCUUCCCCGCCAAGAGGGAUACCCGAAAGAGGGGUUCUGCGGUUCCCCUAUGGGGACAGUUCCACUUCUGAAGUGUCAGUGUUGGGGAAUAUCUGUGGCCUGCAAGGCCCGUCUCAGGUUUGGGGAUCCCCAGUCCCUAUGAUCAGUGUUGGGGUACCCCUGGGAGCCUAGGUUUUUUGAGGCCCCAGCCCCUCUUUUAACUACCCUUGAGCGGGUGUUCUCUGUAUUUAUAGAAAUAAAGUUCCAUUUCCUCAG